UCUAUUUGUUUGUUUUAUUGAAAACACACGACAACCACAUAUUCAACAAAACCCGCCACCACUCCCUCUCCCACCACCUCCUGCCACCACGAUCAUCCCCUUUGCACCUUUAAUUUCAGACAAACCAAUAACCAUACUUCGUUAUAAUAAGCUUUCUCUUUGGAGUUUUAAAUAACUUUAAUCUUUUGAAACAUUAAAAAAAAGAGAAAAAGUUAUGGAAUGUACAUGGAGAACAAAAACAAGAUUGAAACUUAAGUAGCAAUAAUAAUAAUAAUCAUCCAUGAAACCAAUCACAACUUCUAUUUCAAAUUCAUUUUUGGUAUUUCCUUAUUCUUUUUCAUCUUCCAAGAUUAUUAUUGUUGCCCAAAAGAACAAAAAUCAUAAUAAUAAUAAUAAUAAUAAUAAUAAUUCCCAAUCCCCUUCUAAGGGUUCUGAGCCACCUCCGGCUAGGAUUACAUCAAAUGUAAAGCAGAAUUUGCAGUUCUUGAAGUUGUGGAAGGAGUAUCAAAAGAGGAAAUCUGGCACACCCAGGCCUGCUACUAGUUACCGUAGGAAGAAGGUGGAGAAAGAUGACCUUCCGGAUGAUGAUACCAACCUAUAUCGUGACCCUACUUUGACCCUCUAUUAUACAAAUCAGGGAAUAGACACUGCAGUCCCUGUGUUGCUUGUUGAUGGUUAUAAUGUUUGCGGCUAUUGGCCGAAGCUCAAAAAGCAUUUCAUGGGUGGAAGACUUGACCUUGCUCGCCAAAAGCUUGUUGACGAGCUCAUAACCUUUGGCAUGUUAAGAGAGGUGAAAGUGGUAGUUGUUUUUGAUGCUAUGAUGUCUGGGCUUCCAAUGCACAAAGAAACUUUUGCUGGCGUUGACAUAGUUUAUUCAACUGAAACCUGUGCUGAUGCAUGGAUAGAGAAAGAGGUUGCAGCCUUGAGGGAUGAUGGAUGCCCAAGGGUAUGGGUUGUGACAUCUGAUCGUUGUCAGCAAGACGCAGCACAUGGAGCAGGAGCUUUUGUUUGGAGUUCAAAGGCAUUGGUCUCAGAGAUCAAGACUUCACAAAAGGAGGUCGAGAGAAUGCUUCAAGAACACAAGUCAACUUCAGUACAGGGUAAACUGUUGAAGCACAAUCUUGAUACCGAGGUAGUAAAUGCUCUCAAGGAUCUCAGAAACAAGCUCUCAGAAACUGAGUCACCUGGCUGAUUCAGUGUGUAAGAGUGCCCGGAAGUAUUUGUACCUGUUCUACAAACCUUCACUAUAGGUGAUAGUUUCAACCCAAAUGCAAAAAGAGUUGAAUUUUACCAGGAAAGCAUAUUAAACGGUUCUUUUUUUAUUUUUAUUUUUGAUUAAAGGACUUAGUUUCGGGACUACUUUUAACUGAAAUUGAGGAAUAUGUAUUGAUAUCCUGACAUAAGAUGAGGUGAAAUGGUGUUUAUAGAAACCAGAUGAAGUUAGAGUAUAAUGAAUUGUUUGAUUAUUCUGCAUUAUAUAAACAAUGUAACUUUAAAGAGUUGAAGAGUUCGUAACUUAAUUAAGUUUUUAGUUUAUGUA
Erigeron canadensis is the source of this 1540-nucleotide messenger RNA. RefSeq lists its product as uncharacterized. NCBI's taxonomy places the organism in Eukaryota, Viridiplantae, Streptophyta, Magnoliopsida, Asterales, Asteraceae. The transcript is spliced from 10 exons. The coding region runs from base 281 to 1192 and encodes 303 amino acids. The record is from RefSeq and is a predicted model, not a curated record.